Messenger RNA from Oncorhynchus masou masou (cherry salmon), 6905 nucleotides. It is a transcript of the gene tdrd6a, whose product is annotated as tudor domain containing 6. The transcript has 9 exons. Bases 1 to 6621 code for a protein of 2206 amino acids. The record is from RefSeq and is a predicted model, not a curated record. Lineage: Eukaryota; Metazoa; Chordata; Actinopteri; Salmoniformes; Salmonidae.
AUGUGUUCCAUCCCUGGGCUCCCAACACCAGGUUCAAACGUUUCAGUUCUCAUAACAAGGGUGAACUGCAAUCCCCAAUGUGAUAUUGUGGAGCUAUGGGGCAAUUUUGAUCAAGAGCGAAAAAUUGCCUAUCAACGCCUGCGAAAAGACAUUCAGUUUCCCAGAGAAACCUUUCGUGAGUUGGAGGGAAAUCCUGGAGAUGUGUGUCUGGUUCAGAUUUAUGAAACUUGGUAUAGGGUACGCAUAGUCUCAAGAAAUGGCUCAAGUUACAAUGUGUUCCUAAUUGACGAAGGGCGAAUGCUUGGUGUCACCACUAGCAUGUUGGCUUGGGGUCAGAAAGAGUUUUUCCACCUACCCCCUGAGGUAGAAUUCUGUGUUCUCUCCAAUGUGUUGCCCGUGUCACCUGAGAACAGGUGGUCUCCAGUGGCCUUAGAUUUUCUGAAAUCCCUCUGCGGAAAGACUGUUGAUGCAUGUGUCCAAGACAUCUUGGUGCCCCAUAGAACCUUCCUCCUGGAUGUGCCCUGCGUAUCUAGACAGAUGCACGAAAUGGGGUUUGCUAAGAAGCUGAGCACCGAUAAGUUCAGGCUCUACGUUUCAAAGUCAUUGCAGAGUGGGGCUUCAAACUCUACAGAAUAUCCACAGAAGUCCUCCGUGAGAAAUGACCCACUAGAGACCUGUGAGCAAAUUGAGAAGCAGCAGCACUACAUGUAUCCAGAGCUGCAAACGGAAACCGUAGAGACGGUCAUUGUCACGGAGGUAACCAACCCACUGCGCGUCUUCUGUCAGUUGAAGGUGUUUUCUCAAGAGUUGAAGAAACUAACGGAGCAGAUUACACAACACUAUGAAGGCCGAGUGGAAACGGGCAUCACCAGACCCGAAACGUUGGGUUCCCCAUGUGCCUCAAGAGCAAGUGACGGAAGAUGGUAUCGGUCUAUGUUACAACAUGUCUUUCCAGCCAAUAAUGUGGUUGAAGUGCUCCAUGUCGACUAUGGGAAGAAACAGUUUGUCCAAGGGGAGAACAUCAGACCACUGGCCACAGAGUUCUUCAGAAUGCCUGUUGUCACAUACGUCUGCUCCCUCCACGGCGUCAUCGACAAAGGCGUUGGAUGGACGGCUGCCCAGAUUGAAUAUCUGAAAUCCCUACUUCUGAACAGGACUGUGAUCGCCAAGUUCGAGUACCAGAGUCUGUCAGAGGGAGUCCACUACGUAACACUCUAUGGGAAUGAAAACACAAACAUCAACAAACUGUUUGGCACAAAGGAGAGAUGUUUGCUGGACUCUGAGAAGGUGCAUGGAGAUUAUGCUGUUCGCAACAACUGUGCAAGUCCUCCACAUCCAGAUGGAAUCAAAUUUCAGGAAACUGCACCACCAAACUCUGGUGAUCCCAUGGAAAUUAAGGCUAAAUAUCCUGCCGAAGAUCUCCCUCUGAAUUCUUCACAUGUGGCAGUUGUACAACAUGUGGAGAACCCUUCAGAAUUCUGGAUUCAUACACAGAUGUAUGCAGAUGCAUUUAAUCAAAUGAUGAAUGAUCUUGCUGAUUUGUACAGCAACCCAGUCAGUGCAGGAGUUGUCGAAUGUCCAAAAGUUGGCCUUUAUUGUGCUGCCAGAUCACAAGAUAACUCUUUUUACAGGGCGACUGUGUCUGAAGUCACUGGGAACAAGGCCAGGGUCUUCUUUUUUGACUAUGGAAACACAGAGAUGAUUGACUGGUUCAAUCUAGGAGUCCUUCCUGACAAGUUUAAAGAGUUGCCAGCACUUGCACUGAAGUGUAGGCUGGCCGGUAUUAGACCAAAAGAGGAGAAAUGGAGCCGAAAUGCUACAGACUUCUUCACAAAAUCAAUCGCAGACAAGAUCCUGGAUGUACACGUAACUGCAAAGUCUCAUGGUGCUUACAUUGUUCAACUGAUGGACUCCUCUGCACAUGGAGAGCGAGAUGUCAGUAGGCUGCUUUGCAGUGCUGGCUAUGCAGAGAAGGGCGACACAAGUAAGACCCCUCACAAGGCCUCUUCAAGGCCUAUCAUCGCCCCCACAACACAGAACCCACGUGCCAUUCCUUAUGAUGUGUUCAAGGCAAGUGUUGGCCCUCAAGGAUUGUCCACCAGCGAUUCCACUGUCAAAGAGUCCAGAACUGCCUUCAAGGAAUACCUGUUUCCAAUAGGAAGUUCAGUUGAAGCCAAUGUGUCUUACAUUGAGAGUCCAAAUGACUUUUGGUGCCAACUAGCACAAAAUUCUAAUCAUCUAAAAUGGCUCAUGCAAGACAUACAGCAGCACUAUGCUGACACGGAGUUUGGGCAACCUGUGGAACCUGCCUGUGUUGCCCGCCACCCAGACAACGGAAUGUGGUACAGAGCCCUGGUCAUUCAGAAGCAUGCAACACUGCACGUUGAUGUGCUGUUCAUAGACUAUGGUCAGACAAAGACCGUCUCCCUGCAAGACUUGCGCCGCAUAGAUCCCAGCUUCAUGCAACUUAAAGGUCAAGCCUUUCGUUGCAGCUUGUACAACCUUAUCCUCCCUACUUCUCACACCACUGAAUGGCCUGAAGAUGCCAUUAGACAGUUCCACGACUUUGUGGAAACCGCAGCAUCCGACCACAGGGUCUUGAAGUGCACCAUAUAUGCUGUCAUGUACAAUGCCCAGAAAGUGGUAUUCAAUGUGGUGGAUCUGGAAACACCCUUUCAGAGUGUCUGCAACUUGAUGGUUCAGAAAGGACUGGCAAACCGUGCACCUGCCAAAAAAGUCCCUUCCUCCCCUUUCCGGUUGGACACCUACUACUACUCCACUCACAACAUCAAAACGGGGAGUGAAGAAGAGGUCAGUGUGACAAGUGUGAAAAAUGUCAAUCACUUCUACUGCCAGCUGAAAAGGAAUGCAGAUACAGUUAAAGGACUUGCAGAGACCAUCAACACGCUUUGUCGCCAGUUGGAGAUAACCAACUGUCCCCAAACUUUUGGAACUGUGUGCUUUGCGAAAUACACGGACGGAGAGUGGUACAGAGGGCAGAUCAAGUCUAGAAAUCCAACAAUCCUGGUGCACUUUGUGGAUUAUGGUGACACAUUGGAAGUAAUAAAAUCAGAUCUGCUUCCCAUUCCCAUUGAGGCCAGUGAGAUCAUGUCUGUGCCUGUACAAGCUGUCCAGUGUGGGCUUUCUGAUAUCCCCGGAGAGGUUACAAGUGAGGUGAACGGCUGGUUUGAGACCAGUAUGACUGACCGGAACUUCAGGGCUCUUGUGGUGGCAAAAGACCCUGGGGGCAAGUUACUGGUGGAGCUCUAUGACAGGAAAAUGCAAGUGAAUGCAAAAAUAAAGGAGAAGUUCAACCUUGAGAUGCACAGAGAGGAGCAAGUAGUACACCGAAGCAGGAGACCACAUGAUGGAACCAGCAGCCACACAUCAGCUCUUGAGGCCAAACCUCUGUUUACAACUAAAGAGGUGUUACAAAAGGCAGACGAGGACACCCAAAAGUUUGAGAAACUCCCUCGAGCACCCUACACAACAUAUCAAAAACGGGUACCUUUGAGGAGACCUAAUGAGCGAGUUUGUUCAGAGGUUAGGAAACAACCAGCAAAACCAAUUCCUCAGGUGGAAACUAAAGGCCCACAAGCACCAAAGCCAUCCCUCAGUGAACCACAAAAGGAGAUUGAAGUUCCCAAAGCAAAGGUGAAAGAUCUUCCAAAACUCUCAGACCUGCCCUCAAAAUCCAUAAAUCCAGGCAUGGUAGCCGAUGUCUUUGUCUCACAUUGUAAUAGUCCACAGAGUUUCUUUGUACAGUUGAUCAAGGAGGAAGACGACAUUUAUUCCAUUGUGGAGAAACUCAAUGUUGAACAGUCAACUGCUGCAACCAUUCACACUAAGGACUUGAGUCAAGGAGACUUGGUCAAUGCAGAGUUUCCAGAUGAUUCGUCAUGGUACCGUGCAGUUGUAAGUCAAAUACUGGGAAACGAAACAGCUCUUGUUGAGUUCAUAGACUUUGGAAAUACAGCAACAGUUUCAGUCUCCAAGAUAUGUCAACUUGACAAACACUUCCUUGAAAUUCCCAGGUUCAGUAUUCACUGCUUCCUAAGUGGAGUGACUGUCGGAAACCAAGCAGAACUGAAUCCGGAAGUUGUGUCCAACUUCAAAGAGAAAGUUGGUUUAAACGGUAACAAACGGUUAGGGUGCAUGUUCAUGAAACAGUCUGGAUCUUUUUGGGAGGUUGGCCUAGUGCACGGCAGCAAAGCAAUCACAUGCAACAUAUCUCCAAGCAGCGCAACAGCCUCGUCUGAUGUGAUACAUGAGACAUCAGAAGGCUCCAACCAAGAGGCAGAAGAGCCCCAACAAAGCCCUUCUGCUAGAAGUGUGCCACCAGAGAUGAGCACUUUGGUCGACGUUAAGACUGCUCGUUAUAGUAAGCCUGACAUUUCAGAGGGACAGACCGUAGAAGUCUAUGCCUCUACUAUAAAUGGACCUCAGUCCUUUUGGUGUCAAUCUGCUGAAUCAGACAAACUUGAUAAGAUCACUGAAGUUGUUGCAGACGCUGGGAAUGCUGUGGCAUCAACGUUAAUUGACACUGAAACCCUGUGCACUGGAAGCCCUUGCAUUGCUCUAUUUGUGGACGAUGAACAGUGGUACCGUGCAGAAGUCCUAAGGAAAGAUGGAGAUGCCCUAUCCAUUCUCUUUGUGGACUAUGGAAAUGAGUCUACAGUCAAUCUGAAAGCUGUGAGGCCAAUGCCAACUGUGCUCAUUGACACUCCCCCACAGGCGUUUCAGUGUCAGCUUGAAGGGUUUGAUUAUUCACAAGGAUCCUGGCAUGACACUGCUGCUGACCAGUUAUCAGAACUCAUAAAAAACAAGCUUCUACACCUGACAGUUAUGAGAGUAUCCAGUCAAAAGCGGGGUGGGAUCACAUGUUUCCUCAAGGUGAAAUGCGAGGAAGAAAUGAUAAAUGACACUAUGAAGCUGUACUGGAAGAGCUCUGUUGACAAAGAAACGUUUGAAGACAAAGACAAGUCCGAUCCUACAGGAGUUGCAAUGUCAGGUGACACGCCUUCAUUGGUAGGUGAAUUUAAGUUGGUUGAGGAAGUGGCAGCAGUGCCCAACUCGAGUCCCGAAGAGCCAUAUAAAAAAGCCAGAGAGCAUGACACAGACUAUGCUUUGGCCCAUAGUGAAACUGAUGAGUUAGUGGAUGAGGACAAAUGCACAGACAUUUCUGAUGAGCAACAGGACAACUCAGUACUCACCCAAGCAACAGAUGAAGGUCAUGCAGAGAAUGUGGAUCUGAUAAGUUUCCAAGUAGAUGCAGACUGUUUUGAUCACCUUGGUAACACCAAGUCAAUUGACGAUGACAAAGAGGAAGAAAAACAGUCUUACACAAAUGAGAUCCAAGAAUCCAUGACCGCCAUACAGGGUCUGAGUGCAAAGACACCCAACGAAGGGAUAGAGACUAAGUCCAUUCCCAUCAUCAUCAUCUGUGAGGAACAAACUGACGCAGGACUCAAAUGUGUCUCAGAGAGUGGAGUCUCAUGUGAGGCUCAAGCGGCCACCUCCCAAGGGAACAAAGACAUCUUGGUUUCAAGGACUAAAAAGGACACAUUGGAAGUAGACAAAGACGAAAGUGGGAGUGUAUCAGUACUGGAAAAAGCCUUCAGUCUGGAUGACUCAGAGUCACGUCUGUACUUCGACGAACACUUUGACCAGACUUCUCUUUCAAUCAUCUACCAAGGUCAAGACGACAUCUAUGAGGAAGUUUUCAAACUGUGUGCUGAGCCUGUCGUCGAGAGUGCAAAGUCAGAACAUGCUGUCACAGAGGAGUCAGAGACCAAAGAUGAGGAACUGGAGACCUUGGAGUUGGAGACCAAAAAAGAGGAAUCUGGAAUCAGAGAUGAGGAUGUCAACAUCUCUGCUGUUGUAGCUGAGUUUAGUUUUUUUGUGUCUGUUUUAGAGUUUGGUAAACUUCAGAGAGUUGAGCCGACUGUUCCAGUUGGGUCAUCAUCCUGUGUCGUUUGGUCCUCUGCUAAGAAGAGUUGGUGUAAAGCAAAGAUUUUGAAGAUCUUUGAGGAUUCCAUAAAGGUUCUGCUGCUGGAUCACGACACUGAAAUGAUAGUAGACCCACACAAUAUAUUUGAGCCGUUGUCUUCAGAAACAGAAGAGAGCGAUGACUUCGAUACAGCGUCGUCGAAUGCUGGGUCAGAACGUGGUAAGCAUGUCUCAGAUCUCUUAAAGACGCAGUGUUUUGAUAUGACUCAAAGGAUUAAUCUUCAUAUAGAACACAUUAUAUCCACAGAUGAUGGUGCUGAGAUUAAGAAAGCAACCUUUGCAGAUGGUAUAUCAAGUGCUACCCCGCAGGAAAGGGACGACCUUCUAGGGGAAUCAAAGUCUAGUCCUGAUGAAGACUGUUUAGUGUCCACAGAACAGAGAACUGAUGCUCAAGAGGCAAAUGUUGUGGAGGUUACAUCCAGUGCUCCCGCACAGGACAAGAAUGAUGUGCAGCUUGAGCAAGAGAUGUCUUUUCCUGGCGAAGACUCUGCAGAAGUUGUGAUGUCACAGGUGACUCAUCUCUCCCUGAGAGUGGAGGAGAAUUCCGAUGAUGAAGUCAUCUUUGUGUCAGAGAUUCGGACCACCCAGGAACAAAGCCAGUCCAGUGACUAGUGUGUUGUUAAGGCACACAUUCAGUUCUAUUCCAUGUUGUAAUCUGGGAUGUUAAAUCAAUCUGUUCAGUGGCAUUUUGUUUGCAUUCUGUGUCCAGUUUAUUUGGUAAUUUGUGUUGCUUCUUUAUUUAGCUGUAAGCAUCCAUCUUUACCUCAUUUGGCUCAAGAUCAGAAAUACCCCAGAGGGUAUACUAUAAAGCAUGUUCAACGAGUUAGCCAGAACUUUGAUAAGCAGCCAGAAAUAGCGAUUGAUUUUCUGGAAUAUAAAAGUGAAAUUUAGAUGUU